Scutellospora calospora is the source of this 364-nucleotide messenger RNA. The record is from the annotation of a GenBank genome assembly. Lineage: Eukaryota; Fungi; Glomeromycota; Glomeromycetes; Diversisporales; Gigasporaceae.
AUGCAACCUUUGAAUUCAAAGAAACAAGUAACUGUUAUUGGAGCUGGAAUUUCAGGGCUAACUACUGCUGUUCUUCUUCAAGAAAAGUAUAACGUUACAAUCGUAUCCAGAGACUUUCCAGGCGAAUUAAAAGACGGAUAUACAAGUCCAUGGGCUGGCGCACAUUGGAGAAGUCAUGCAGCGUUGGAUGACUUUCGUCAACAAGGCUUUGAUAAGGAAACUUUUAUUCACUUUUGGAGCUUAGCCCAUACCAAAUCAGCUGAAACUGGAAUAAUGAUUGUAGACGGAUUUGACUAUUGGGAUGAAUAUUUCCCAUUAGAAUCGAAUGAUCCAUGGUUUAAGAAUUUAUGUCCAGAGGCAAUAU